Medicago truncatula (barrel medic) is the source of this 4988-nucleotide messenger RNA. Its product is annotated as pentatricopeptide repeat-containing protein At3g18110, chloroplastic. The coding region runs from base 234 to 4760 and encodes 1508 amino acids. The record is from RefSeq and is a predicted model, not a curated record. NCBI's taxonomy places the organism in Eukaryota, Viridiplantae, Streptophyta, Magnoliopsida, Fabales, Fabaceae. Gene Ontology annotation, molecular function: protein binding. The transcript is spliced from 4 exons.
UGAAUCGGUUGAAGUGAAGUUCUAAUCCCCGCCCAGCAACAAAAACAAAAUAUCUCUAGUCAAAGGAUUGUGAAGAUGAAGUGAGUUUGAAAUUUUAUCCAUUCUCUCAUUUCACGAACAUUCUCUACUUUUCUUUCCACAAUCUCAAAACCAAACCCUUCAACAAUUUCAAAUGUUCUUAAGGAGUAGCCAAACAUGAACCGAAGUGGAUACACCAAAUCCAAACACCAACCAUGUCUCUGUCUGUCUCCUCACCAGGAUUACUAACUCUUACCCCCAUAUUCACACCCACACCCCCCUCUUCACUUUCAAUUUCUAAGACACACUCCAUUAAAAUCACUGUUUCAUCUUCACUUUCCUCUUCAACCCAUCAAGAUACCUCAAAUUCCUCUCCACAACAACUCAACAACAAUAAUCCUACCAACAAUGACAGCAAUAAAACUGUCACUGUUGUUAAAUUCACCUAUAACAGAGCAUCACCUUCAAUUCGAUGGCCCAAUUCAAAACUCACUGAUAUGUACCCUUCCACAGACACCCUUUUACCUCAAAACGAUGUUUUUGCCAAAAAGACUCGAACUUUGGACACCCCUGAUGAAACCCACAAAGGGGAAGAACAACAAGAAGAUGAAGAAGAGACGCGUGAAAUUGUGAGGAACCGUGGUAGCAAAUUGAAGGUGAAAAGGAUGAACAAAUUGGCCUUGAAAAAAGAGAUGAAUUGGAGGGAAAGAGUGAAGUUUUUAACUGAUAGAAUUUUGAGUUUGAAAUGUGAUGAGUUUGUUGGUCAUGUGUUGGAAGAACAUAGAGUUUUGUUCACACCAACUGAUUUUUGUUUUGUGGUGAAAUCAGUUGGUCAAAGUAGUUGGCAACGCGCGCUCGAGCUUUAUGAGUGUUUGACUAUGCAGCAAUGGUAUGCAACUAAUGCAAGGAUGGUUGCAACUAUUUUAAGUGUGCUUGGAAAAGCUAAUCAAGAGGGAAUUGCUGUUGAAAUUUUUGCUAAGGCUGAGUCGGUCAUAGCAGAUACUGUUCAAGUGUAUAAUGCUAUGAUGGGUGUUUAUGCAAGGAAUGGUAACUUUGAGAAGGUAAAUGAGAUGUUUAAUUUAAUGCGUGAAAGAGGGUGUGAGCCUGAUAUUGUUAGUUUUAAUACUUUGAUUAAUGCGAAAGUGAAGUCUUGUGCUACGGUGUCUGGUUUAGCUAUUGAGCUUUUGGAUGAAGUAGGGAAGUUUGGUCUUAGACCCGAUAUAAUAACUUAUAAUACUCUUAUAAGUGCUUGUUCUAGAGAGUCUAAUUUGAAGGAAGCGAUUGGUGUUUUUAGUCACAUGGAGAGUAACCGUUGUCAACCGGAUCUUUGGACUUACAAUGCUAUGAUUUCGGUUUAUGGUAGAUGUGGAUUUGCUUUGAAAGCUGAGCAUCUUUUUGAAAAAUUGAAGUCUAAUGGAUUUUCACCUGAUGCUGUCACAUAUAACUCUUUGUUGUAUGCUUUUUCGAAAGAAGGAAAUACAGAAAAGGUAAGGGAUAUUUCUGAAGAAAUGGUGAAAAUGGGAUUUGGCAAGGAUGAGAUGACAUACAACACUAUCAUACACAUGUAUGGAAAGCAUGGCCGACAUGAUGAGGCAUUGCGGCUUUACAGAGACAUGAAGUCAUCUGGCAGGAACCCUGAUGCGGUUACGUAUACUGUUUUGAUAGAUUUGCUUGGGAAAGCAAGUAAGAUCGAGGAAGCUUCAAAAGUGAUGUCGGAAAUGUUGGAUGCGGGUGUUAAGCCCACUUUGCACACAUACAGUGCUUUAAUUUGUGCUUAUGCGAAGGUUGGGAGGCGAGUAGAGGCUGAAGAGACAUUUAAUCGCAUGCGUGAGUCAGGGAUCAAAGCUGAUCAUCUAGCAUACUCAGUUAUGUUGGAUUUCUUUUUGAGAUUCAACGAGAUUAAAAAGGCUGCAGCGUUGUAUCAGGAAAUGAUUGAAGCAGGCUUUACACCAGAUACUGGUCUUUAUGAGGUCAUGCUACCUGCGCUUGUGAGAGAAAACAUGGGGGAUGUUAUUGAAAGAGUUGUUCAAGAUACGAAAGAACUCGGUAGUAUGAAUCCACAUGAUAUUUCAUCGGUUCUUGUUAAGGGGGGAUGUUAUGAUCAUGGCGCUAAAAUGUUGAAAGUUGCCAUCAGCAAUGGCUAUGAAUUGGAUCGUGAGAUUUUUUUAUCCAUUAUGAGCUCAUAUAGCUCAUCUGCUAGAUAUUCAGAAGCAUGUGAACUUGUUGAAUUCUUUAGAGAACACGCUCCCGAUGACAUUCAAAUGAUCACAGAAGCACUCAUCAUUAUACUUUGCAAAGCUGGAAAGUUAGAUGCAGCCUUGGAAGAAUACAGAAGUAGAGGAGGACUUGGCACUUUUAGGAGCUGUACUAUGUAUGAAUCACUUAUUCAUGAAUGCACGAAGAGUGAACAAUUUGACAUCGCUUCUCAGCUUUUCUCUGACAUGAGAUUCAACGGUGUUGAGCCAUCUGAAUGUCUGUACCAAAGUAUGGUGUCUGUCUACUGUAGAAUAGGCUUCCCUGAGACAGCACAGCAUUUGUUGUAUCAUGCUGAGAAAAAUGACAUUAUACUGGAUAAUGUAACUGUUCAUAUUAUUGAUAUCAUUGAAACAUAUGGAAAGUUAAAGAUGUGGCAAAGUGCAGAAAGUAUAGUGGAGAAUCUUAGGCAAAGAUGUUCAAAAAUGGACAGAAAGGUCUGGAAUGCUUUAAUACAUGCUUAUGCAUUCAGCGGUUGCUACGAACGAGCUAGAGCUAUUUUUAAUACAAUGAUGAGAGAAGGCCCUUCCCCGACUGUAGAAUCUGUAAACGGUCUCUUACAAGCUUUAAUUGUUGACGGGAGACUGAGUGAGCUUUAUGUUGUAAUUCAGGAGUUGCAAGACAUGGACUUGAAGAUAAGUAAAAGUUCUAUUCUUUUGAUGCUUGAAGCAUUUGCUCAAGCAGGGAACUUAUUUGAGGUGCAGAAAGUAUACAAUGGAAUGAAAGCUGCUGGUUAUUUUCCUACCAUGCAUCUUUACAGACUUAUGAUUGGAUUGCUGUGCAGAUUCAAAAGAGUAAGGGAUGUAAGAGUUAUGUUGAGUGAGAUGGGAGAGGCAGGGUUUAAGCCCGAUCUUCAAAUUUUUAAUUCUGUGCUUAAACUAUAUUCAAGUAUUGAAGAAUUUCAAAACAUGGGUGUCAUCUACCAGAUGAUACAAGAUGCUGGUCUUGCACCAGACGAAGAAACUUAUAAUACACUUAUUACAAUGUACUGCAGAGACCAUAGACCAGAAGAAGGUUUGUCGCUGAUGCAUAAAAUGAAAAGUCUUGGUUUGGAACCUAAGCGAGACACAUACAGAAGUAUGAUUGCAGCAUUUAGUAAACAACAACUGUAUGACCAGGCUGAGGAACUUUUUGAAGAGCUUAGAUCCAAUGGUUAUAAACUUGAUCGCUCCUUUUAUCAUUUAAUGAUGAAAAUGUAUAGAACUUCUGGGGAUCAUCAGAAAGCUGAAAAUCUACUAGAAAUUAUGAAAGAAGCAGGGAUAGAGCCCAAUACUGCCACCAUGCAUUUGCUAAUGGUUUCUUAUGGGAAAUCCGGGCAGCCUGAAGAAGCUGACAGAAUCCUUAAAAACUUGAGAACAAUGGGAGCAGUUCUGGAUACCCUACCUUAUAGCUCUGUAAUUGAUGCAUAUCUCAAAAAAGGAGAUGCGAAAGCUGGGAUUGAAAAGCUCACAGAGAUGAAGGAAGCAGCCAUAGAACCAGAUCAUCGAAUAUGGACGUGCUUUAUCAGAGCUGCAAGCUUGUCUGGUGAAGUAAAUGACGCCAACAACCUUUUAAAUGCACUCCAAGCUGUUGGAUUUGAUCUCCCAAUUAGGCUUCUAGGAGAAAAAUCUGAGUCGCUAGUUUCUGAGGUUGAUCAAUGUCUGGGGAGACUAGAACAUGUGGAAGAUAAUGCAGCUUUUAACUUUGUUAAUGCUUUGGUGGAUCUCUUGUGGGCAUUUGAACUCCGAGCUACUGCAUCAUGGGUUUUCCAAUUAGCAAUCAAAAGAAGCAUUUAUCGCCAUGAUAUAUUUAGAGUUGCUCAAAAGGACUGGGGUGCUGAUUUUAGAAAGCUAUCUGCUGGCUCAGCUCUUGUUGGUCUUACAUUGUGGCUUGACCAUAUGCAGGAUGCCUCAUUGCAGGGCUAUCCAGAAUCACCGAAAUCAGUUGUACUUAUAACAGGAACAGCAGAAUAUAACAUGGUAUCGCUUGAUAGCACAUUAAAGGCGUUCCUUUGGGAAAUGGGAUCGCCUUUUCUUCCUUGUAAGACACGGCACGGAGUCCUUGUAGCUAAGGCUCACUCCCUCAGGAUGUGGCUAAAAGACUCCUCAUUUUGCUUAGAUCUCGAGUUAAAAGAUUCCCCAAAUCUUCCCAAAUUAAACUCAAUGCAACUUAUCAAUGGAUGCUUUAUAAGGCGUGGCCUUGUUCCGGCGUUCAACGAAAUUACUGAGAAACUAAAAGUUGUGAGUCCCAAGAAAUUUUCCAGACUGGCUUUAUUGCCUGAUGAUAAGAGAAGUAAAGUCAUGCAAGCUGAUGUCGAUGGAAGGAAAGAGAAAUUGGAAAAACUAAAAAAGUCUGAUCCUCGGCUGCUGAGGAAGAUUAAGAAGAUUAGGAAGAAGAAAUUUAUUCGGGAAGCUAUGUUGUACCAAGGAAAUGCAAUUGGAAUACAAAGGACUUUCAAACCAAUUGCUGCAAAUCAAUCGAUAGAAAGCAAUAGAAACGACAACGAGUAACCUAAGGUUGUCUGCAAUCUUGCCCUUAAUGUGCUAUUGCAGAAGCUUUCCUGAAGCAAGCUAUAACAAAAGCUCUUUAGCACCAACUUGCCCUUUUGGGUGCAAAACAAGCAAUGUAAAGCAAAAUAUUGUAAGCUUAUAUUGUACAGAACUACAGAUACCAAUCUCACAUUCUACCUGUCAUCAACUGGAAUUGUUAACAUAAAACUGUUUUAACCAGUAUUUCCA